Molecule: messenger RNA, 2757 nt
Organism: Spinacia oleracea (spinach)
Lineage: Eukaryota; Viridiplantae; Streptophyta; Magnoliopsida; Caryophyllales; Amaranthaceae
Product: glucan endo-1,3-beta-glucosidase 8
Exons: 2
Coding region: 1147-2604 (485 amino acids)
Biological process (GO): carbohydrate metabolic process
Molecular function (GO): hydrolase activity, hydrolyzing O-glycosyl compounds
Source: RefSeq, a predicted model, not a curated record
UCUAUAACAUUCAAAAUAUUUCAUACUCAUCUAAAUCUCCCAAAAAUACUACAGCUAAUUAGUUAGCUCAAUAGAGACAGGAUCUGCCAUUUCAUUCAGCAUCUUAGGUUUUUGAGAAAUUGGAGAGGAGAACAAUGGAGGCCGCAAUUACAGAAUUGACGGUUAGGUUUUUGCUACUUUGAUUGAAGAUUUCUACUACAGGGCGAAAAUUAAGUGAAAUUAUAGUUUUUAAAAUCAAACCAAAUUCAAUUCAUUUGAAUUUCAGAAAAGGACGGUACGAAAACGGCAGUUAACUCCACGUUUACCGUCUACAAACGUUGUCCUCCAUCUCUUUUCUUUUCUCCUUUUUUUUAAAAAAAAUUAUUUUGCAUUCUCCUUUUAUUUUCAAGAACUUUCUUUAUUUCUUUCCAUUAUUGUCCCCCGAUUAACGUCACUGGUUAAUCGGCUCGAUUAACUGGGCAGCCCUUUUCAUUAGCUUUGGUCACCUUUUUUAAAAAUAUUAAAUUACCCACUCAUAAACCCCAUCGCUUCUCUGGGUUUUUCAAAACAAUUCACUUCUUUGCAAGCAAUUUUCACCAAAUUUUUUGUUUUUCUCUGCAUAAUCUGAACUGGGUUUUCUCUGAAUUUCAGAUUUAUAUUCUGGUUUAUUUUUUUUAUAAUCAUCAAAAGCUCCCAAUUCUUUUUAACUUUUGUUUACUACUCUGUAUUUAGCCGUUGAGGAUUAGUUUUCCCUAAGUUUCUUCGUUUCUUCAAACUUUUUUUUUUAAUUAAUAUUGGAGUAACUGGUAAUUUUUAUUGGAUUCCAUUGUUAUUUGUGACUUAUAAAUUGAUAAUUUCUCCUUUUAUUCAACCCAUUUACUUCAUGAUCUCCAUUUUUUUUGGGAAUAUCAAAGUGGAGAGAGAAUAAUCCCACCAUUCUCGCCGACUCACUGAGUGACCGACCCAUUCACUUGUCAAUAUAAAGUUAUUAUAAACCGUUUUCUUGUCUCGUUAUUUUAUCAGCUGGGUAUUCUUCUCCUCAAAUUUGCAGUAAACCCCACAAAAAUCCUAUCAGUUUUAACUUCUUUUUUACAGUUUCCUAAACAAUUUCAGAUCUAUUUAACAAAUACCCACAAAAAAAACCAAAUAAUUUUUCAUUGGGAAAAAAUGUGGUUGAAUUUUGGAAGUUUUAUGAUGAUUUGGGUAUUAUUAAUAUUGCUAUUAUUAAGUGAUAAUAAUAAUAACAAUGUUGAAGGGCUUGGUGUUAAUUGGGGAACACAAGCUAAUCACAAAUUACCUCCAAAUACAGUAGUACAAAUGUUGAAAGAUAAUGGGAUUCAAAAAGUGAAGUUAUUUGAUGCUGAUGAAUCUACUUUGAGUGCUUUUAGUGGUACUAAUAUUGAAGUUAUGGUUGCCAUUCCCAAUGGUGACUUGCUUGCUAUGCUUGAUUAUAAACGAGCUCGGAAAUGGGUUGAGAAGAAUGUCACCCGUUACCAUUUUAAAGGUGGUGUUAACAUCAAAUAUGUAGCGGUUGGGAAUGAACCUUUUCUGAAAUCCUACAAUGGCACAUUCGAGAAUGCUACAUUUCCAGCCCUGAAGAAUAUCCAAAACGCUUUGAAUGAAGCUGGGGUAGGAGACACUGUAAAGGCAACAGUGCCUCUAAACGCUGAUGUCUAUGAGUCACCACAAGGAAAUCCUCUACCUUCAGCUGGAAGAUUCAGAGCUGAUGUUGCUGAUCUGAUGACCCAGAUGGUCCAAUUUAUGAGCCAAAACAAUGCUCCUUUCAGUGUCAAUAUCUACCCCUUCCUUAGUCUGUAUGGAAACCCUGGCUUCCCAGUCGAUUAUGCUUUUUUCGAUGGUGAAGCUGUUCCCAUUGCAGACAACGGAAUCCAAUACACUAAUGUUUUUGACGCCAACUUUGACACUUUGGUAUCGGCCUUGAAAGCAGCAGGUUUUGGAGACAUGCCUAUAAUUGUAGGGGAGGUUGGAUGGCCAACAGAUGGUGAUAUUAAUGCUAAUGUUAACAAUGCUAUCAGAUUUUAUCGAGGUCUCCUGCCUAGACUUGCAGCUAAUACUGGUACUCCUUUGAGGCCUGGAAAUAUAGAGAUGUAUUUGUUUGGACUCCUUGACGAGGAUGCUAAAAGUGUUGCUCCAGGGAGCUUCGAGAGGCAUUGGGGAAUUUUCCGGUAUGACGGACAACCAAAAUUCCCAAUGGAUCUUUCUGGCCAAAACCGGGAUAUCUAUCUUGUUGGUGCAAAGAAUGUCAAAUAUCUUGAGAAUCAAUGGUGUGAAUACAACCCAAAUGCUAAGGAUACAAGUAAGCUCAUGGAUAACAUUAACUUUGCUUGCACUUUUGCUGAUUGUACUCCUCUUGGUUAUGGAUCCUCUUGCCAGAAUAUGGAUACCAAUGGGAAUAUUUCGUAUGCGUUUAAUGUCUACUUUCAGACUCAGAAUCAAAAUCUUGAGGCUUGCAACUUCCAAGGCUUGGCUAGAUUAACUAUGCAGAAUAUAUCCACACCAACUUGCAAUUUUCUAGUACAGAUAGCUUCUUCUGGUCUGAGGACUGCUGUACCUCUGGCUUUCUCUCUCAUCAUUGCAUCGGUGUAUCUAUUCUUUUACAUUUGAUCUUGUAGAUAUAAUGAUUCUGCCAUUAUGUAUCUUUCUUAAGCUUUCCAUCUCUUUCUUUAUUUUAAGAUUUUGAUAAUAGAACAGAACUUCAUAGAUUAUUUUUUGAUGAUUUAUAUAGAACGUUAGCAGCAGAUAAUCAUCAUUAUGAUA